GUGACGUCACUACGGAACAGCACAUCUUUGUCAGUGAACAAAAUGGCAACCUACUGUCUGACUGUCACCAGGCUCCAGCUAGCCCUGGGCCAUGGUGCACGGCGCCUGCAUGUAGCAGCGGCCUACAGAGCCAAGGCCAAUGUGUCUAUGAGCCGCUUUGAGCCCACGUCUUAUGUCAACUACAAGAAGCUCCAGUCCAACGUUGACAUUGUGCAAAAAAGACUCAAUCGGCCACUCACCCUGUCAGAGAAGAUUGUUUAUGGCCACCUCGAUGACCCCCACAAUCAGGACAUUGAUCGUGGUCGCACCUACCUGCGGCUGCGUCCCGACCGCGUGGCUAUGCAGGACGCCACGGCCCAGAUGGCUAUGCUGCAGUUCAUCAGCAGCGGCCUUCCCAAAGUGGCCGUGCCCUCCACCAUCCACUGUGAUCAUCUGAUCGAGGCCCAGAUCGGAGGAGAGGAGGAUCUGGCCAGGGCAAAGGAUAUCAACCAUGAGGUUUACAACUUCCUGUCCAGCGCUGGUGCAAAAUAUGGAGUUGGCUUCUGGAAACCAGGCUCCGGGAUUAUCCAUCAGAUCAUCCUAGAGAACUACGCCUACCCAGGAGUGAUGCUCAUCGGCACAGAUUCCCACACACCAAACGGAGGGGGGCUUGGUGCCAUCUGCAUUGGCGUUGGUGGAGCCGAUGCUGUGGACGUCAUGGCAGGAAUUCCAUGGGAGCUCAAGUGUCCCAAGGUGAUUGGAGUGAAGCUGACAGGCACACUCUCAGGCUGGACAUCACCCAAGGACAUCAUCUUGAAGGUUGCCGGCAUCUUGACAGUGAAGGGAGGCACAGGAGCCAUCGUAGAAUAUCAUGGACCUGGAGUGGACUCCAUUUCAUGCACUGGAAUGGCCACCAUUUGCAACAUGGGAGCAGAAAUUGGAGCCACAACCUCAGUAUUUCCCUACAACCAUCGCAUGAGGACCUACUUGGAGAAGACUGGCCGUGGACAGAUCGCUGCCCUGGCUGAUGAAUACUCAGACUUGUUGGUACCAGACAAAGGAUGUGAAUAUGAUGAGGUCAUCGAGCUCAAUCUGGAUGAGUUGAAGCCCCACAUCAAUGGACCUUUCACCCCUGACUUGGCUCACCCAGUGUCUGAAGUAGGCGCUGUUGCAGAGAAGAACGGCUGGCCACUGGAGGUCAAAGUUGGUCUCAUCGGCAGCUGUACCAACUCCAGCUACGAGGACAUGGGCCGCGCUGCUUCUGUGGCCAAACAGGCUUUGGACAAAGGCCUGAAGUGCAAAGCUCAGUUCACAGUAACCCCCGGCUCAGAGCAGAUUCGUGCCACCAUUGAGAGAGACGGAUAUUCAAAGAUUCUUGGAGAUGUUGGAGGUGUGGUGCUUGCAAAUGCAUGUGGGCCCUGCAUCGGGCAGUGGGACAGACGUGAUGUGAAAAAGGGAGAGAAGAACACAAUCGUCACCUCCUUCAACAGAAACUUCACAGCCAGGAAUGAUGCCAACCCUGCAACACACGCCUUUGUCACCUCACCCGAGAUUGUCACUGCCAUGGCCAUCGCUGGCACAUUAAAUUUCAACCCAGAGACGGACUACCUUACAGCCCCCAACGGUGAGAAAUUCAAGCUCGAGCCUCCCAACGGAGAUGAACUCCCUGCCAAAGACUUCGACCCAGGCCAGGACACCUACCAGCACCCACCACCCGAUGGCUCAGGUGUCGGAGUGGACGUCAGCCCUCAGAGCAACCGGUUACAGCUUCUGGAGCCUUUCGACAAAUGGAGCGGCAACGACCUGGAGAACAUGCAGGUCCUCAUUAAGGUGAAGGGCAAAUGCACCACAGACCACAUUAGCGCUGCCGGACCGUGGCUGAAGUUCCGUGGUCACCUGGACAACAUCUCCAACAACAUGCUGAUCGGUGCCGUCAACAGCGAGAAUGACGCCAUCAACAAGAUCAAAAACCACCUGACAGGAGAGUACGGAGGAGUUCCUGAUGUGGCCCGUCACUACAAGGCCAACAGUUUGUCAUGGGUUGUAGUCGGAGACGACAACUACGGUGAAGGCUCCAGCAGGGAGCAUGCAGCACUGGAGCCCAGGCACCUGGGAGGAAGAGCCAUCAUCGUCAAGAGCUUUGCCAGAAUUCAUGAAACUAACCUGAAGAAGCAGGGUGUGCUCCCACUGACCUUCAACAACCCAUCUGACUACGACAAGAUCCGCCCUGACGACAAAAUCUCCAUCAAGGGACUGAAAACCUUCACUCCAGGAAAGCCUUUGAGCGCAGUCGUGAAGCACAGUGACGGCAGCGAGGAGACCCUGCAGCUCAACCACAGCUUCAACGAGACACAGAUCGAAUGGUUCCGGGCCGGCUCUGCCCUCAACAGGAUGAAGGAGCUGCAGCACUGAGAGAGAGGAGGAGCAAAGAGGGAAAAUGUGAAGGAGGAAGAGGAUUUUCGGGGGGGAACCAGGGUGAGGAUUGUGAGAGGGGGUUGAAGAACGUCGGCCACCACUCCGUCACUACUGUCGGCGAAACAGCUUGGACUGAAGUCGCUAUGUUAGAAAAAAUUACUGCAGACUAAGUUGUGAAGCUGGUGUUGAUGAUGGAUGAUGUCUGGCGUGUGUGAACGCAUCAUACGGUUGUGCUUCAAACAGUGGUACGGGUCAGUGACACACACGCACGCACACACUCUGACACAAUAAGCUUUGACCCAGUCGAUAUCACAUUGAUUCAGCAGCUGUUCAAACAGUGUGGAAGCCACAUCACACUGGUCCUCGAGGCUGUUGGUGAGACUCCUCGUUGCUCCAGAAUCAUGUCGCGCUCUGUAUGUCAGUUUUCAGCUUUGCUCGACCAUUUUCAUUAAAACCGCUCCAGUUAUUUCAGCUCCGCCCUCGUACAUGUGAACAAUGUAGUUCAUGGAUCUAGGUCUAUUUGUCGUUCAGUGAAGCUGUGAUCAUGUCGAUCCAGGACUCUUUUUUCCAAUCACAAGCUCUAUACUUUAUCAGUCUGCCUCCUAGUGGCUGUAAGGAGAUGCUGCAGUGUCUACAAGUCACAGCAGCCAGUCUAUUUCAUGUACUGUCAAAAAUUGACCACAGUGUCUACAGCCUGUUGAAAUGUAUUCUGGGAAAUGAAGGAAGAAGGAAGUGGUAGAGCAUAACUUGUGGAAUGUAUUUGAUUACUGUACCACAGUGAGAUCAUCUCCACAUUGACAUAAUUACAAAAUGUUACAGAGAAACUUAACUUUUACGCUUUAAUACUGUGUAAACUUGCCAACUUCUUCCCUGACACCGUCCUGCCCUGCCCAACCCUUCGGAUCAAUCCUAACCUCAUUACAAGGUCACACAUCCCAAUGUUUCCCCCCCUGUUGUGUAUUUAUUAAUACUUUUUCUCUCAAAAACAUUUAGAUCAUGCAUGAGGAAAAAUAAAGGAACAGCAUACUGAUAUAUUUUUAAAUGUGUUAAAUGGUGGAGGAAAGCUGAUGUUGUACUGUAAAAUGGCCACUUGAUAAAGUGAUGUGGCAACUCUUGAGAAAACUGAAAUUACGGUGUCAGAUGUUUGUUUUUUUUCAUCCUCUGUGACUGAAAUUCGCUCCAAGAAGAAGAAACAAAUCAAUGCGUGAAUCAAGCAAAGGCUUUAACCACUUCAUUCAUCUCUCACUAUAUGUAAAGUUUCUGGUUCAAUCGUCAUUUAGUUUUCUUUUUCACCCAGAUGAUUUUUGUUUUUCUGUAUUACAGAAAUGGCAAUCAGUUGUAAAAUAAAAGCUCACAGAUCUCAUUUA
Messenger RNA from Solea senegalensis (Senegalese sole), 3761 nucleotides. RefSeq names its product aconitate hydratase, mitochondrial-like. Gene Ontology annotation, molecular function: 4 iron, 4 sulfur cluster binding; aconitate hydratase activity. The record is from RefSeq and is a predicted model, not a curated record. Bases 43 to 2391 code for a protein of 782 amino acids. Gene Ontology annotation, biological process: tricarboxylic acid cycle. The transcript is spliced from 17 exons. NCBI's taxonomy places the organism in Eukaryota, Metazoa, Chordata, Actinopteri, Pleuronectiformes, Soleidae. Gene Ontology annotation, cellular component: cytosol; mitochondrion.